This is a messenger RNA of Solea senegalensis (Senegalese sole), 1396 nucleotides long. It is a transcript of the gene tcea2, whose product is annotated as transcription elongation factor A (SII), 2. The record is from RefSeq and is a predicted model, not a curated record. Gene Ontology annotation, cellular component: nucleus. NCBI's taxonomy places the organism in Eukaryota, Metazoa, Chordata, Actinopteri, Pleuronectiformes, Soleidae. The coding region runs from base 111 to 1037 and encodes 308 amino acids. The transcript is spliced from 10 exons. Gene Ontology annotation, biological process: DNA-templated transcription; transcription elongation by RNA polymerase II. Gene Ontology annotation, molecular function: zinc ion binding; nucleic acid binding.
AGAGAGGGAGGGAGGAAGAAAGGUGAAGACCGGGAGAGUUUUUCUUCCUCUCAGGUGGAGGUUGCCUCCGCUACUCAAGAGCACAAGUGUCGCAGAGGAUUCCGCUCAAAAUGGCUAAAAAUCAGGAAGUGGAGCGCAUCGCCAAAAAGCUGGAUAAAAUGGUGCAUAAGAAGAACACGGACGGUGCUCUGGACCUGCUGAGGGAACUGAAGAACAUGAAGAUGUCUCUGGAGACCCUGCAGUCCACCAGAAUUGGGAUGUCAGUGAACGCCGUGAGGAAACAGAGUUCAGAUGAAGAGGUUCAGACUCUUGCCAAAGCUCUCAUCAAGUCCUGGAAGAAGCUGCUGGAUGGUUCAGAGCGAAAGCCUGAAGAGGAGAAGAAGAAGAAAGACGGCUCUCCUGCGAGGUCAUCGUCCACCUCCAAAGACUCUGGCAGCAGCGAGAAAAGUUGUAAGAAGUCUGGGGAGACGCCCCCGACCACACCCACCGCCACCUCCGCUCCAGCUCGGUUCACUACCUUCCCGCCGGCCCCCGUCACCACCGACAGUGUCAGGAACAAGAGUCGAGAGCUGCUGGUGGCCGCGCUGCAGACGGACGACGACCACAAGACCAUCGGAGUCGACUGCGAACACCUCGCAGCACAAAUCGAGGAACAGAUUUUCCAGGAGUUCAAGUCCACCGACAUGAAGUAUAAAACCCGUCUACGAAGCCGCAUCUCGAAUCUGAAGGACCAGAAGAAUCCGGACCUGCGGCGCAAUGUCCUCUGUGGAAACAUCUCCCCUCAACGCAUCGCCUCCAUGAGUGCGGAGGACAUGGCGAGUGCAGAGCUAAAGCAGAUCCGAGAGGCUUUGACCAAAGAGUCCAUCAGAGAGCAUCAGCUCUCAAAGGUCGGAGGAACCGAGACGGACAUGUUCAUAUGCAACAAGUGUCACGGAAAGAGCUGCGCGUACACGCAGGUGCAGAUUCGCAGUGCUGAUGAGCCCAUGACAACCUUUGUGUUGUGCAAUAGUUGCGGAAACAGAUGGAAGUUCUGUUGAAGACGACCCGUGUGCAUUUAUAUAACCCCAUUGUGAAGCAAACUAACUCAAGUGGGUUGAAUUAGGAUUUAUAUUUAUUUUUCCAUUUUGUAUAGUUUUGUUUUAUAUUUAAAACUAAAGGUUGUAAUAUAUUUGGAGAGGAAAAAAAAAGAUAUGCCAGAUCAUGUUGUCUAUUGGUUUUCAUUAAUUUCUUUUUGUAUGGAACACUCAUAAGUUCAUUUCUUAUGCUAGAUGAAGCUUUAAUGCAGAUUUGUAUCACACUUAGGCCUUGUGGAAACGGUGGACGUGCCUUUCUUUGCCAUGUUUGCUGCCACAUAUUUUGCCAUUGACAUUUCUAUUAAAGCUGCUUUUGAAUGAAA